This is a messenger RNA of Physcomitrium patens, 1869 nucleotides long. RefSeq names its product auxin-responsive protein SAUR32. The record is from RefSeq and is a predicted model, not a curated record. Lineage: Eukaryota; Viridiplantae; Streptophyta; Bryopsida; Funariales; Funariaceae. Gene Ontology annotation, biological process: response to auxin.
UGCUUGCUAAGAGCGGGGGUUGUCGCAGAGCCAGAGCGAGAGAGAUCAGCGUAAGCGUAGCAGUUGACAAAUAGCCGUAGUCUCCCUGGAAGACUCUUGUCGUUGCAAGACAAUCGUCGUAACGCAAACCCCUUCGUAGAGAGGCAGGAUUGUAUGGACCUCUUUUACCGGAUUCUUCCAGGAUCCCUUCACAGACAGAUAGACAGAUAGACAGGUAUUCGUCGUCGUCGUCGUCGUCCACGAGCAGGGUGUACCUGAAGGGGGCUUGUUCAGUCAUUGUUGGUCGUCGAUAACGCCUAUAGAUAACACCGGCCUUGACCCAACUCCUCGUCUGAUCUGACCUUCAUUUUCACCUCGAGGUCUCGCAAUUCCUGGAACUGCGGUGAAGUCGACUGAAUCUAGUGUGGAUGAGUGGAUCUCAUAGACGUCGGGGUAACUGUAGCGAGUUGUAGAGAAAGCAUGGUGUUUGUGUUUACGAGCGCCUUCGAGCGAAUUUCGCUCUUGUUUCGACAUUUUUGGGGUUUACAGGAGGGUGUACUUAGUAGCGGAGAGAAUGUGUGACUGUAUCUGAUCGUCUAAGCUGUAUUUUUCUCUAAAUCUGGGUGCGUUUCCAGAAUCGAGGAGGGUUGGCGAGUGUCGAUGUUUCGCUCUCCACUUCAAAGUGUUCGUGUUCUAGGCAUUGGGUGGCUCAGUGGACAUUAGGAGCUCAGUGCCCGAACCAAUUCAGUUUUUGUCCAUAGCUUGGAUCGACCAUGGUGAAACUGAAGUGGAUCAACGUUGUGUUAGGGAAAAUGUUGCAUUCGUCAAGUUUUAAGGGCCACGUACCUCCACAAAACUCCAGACGAAUAAGAUUCAUAGCUUCCGCAUUCUCCUGCGAUCGAUCGUUGCGUUCCUGGUGCUGCUCACACCACUCCUGGGAGAGUGUCAGCGACUCAAAUCACGACAGCAAAGACGACUGCUGGUCUAGUUCGAUGCAUGAUGUUCCCAGAGGAUGUCUCCCCGUGUAUGUAGGCAAGGAGCGGAGGCGCUUUGUCAUCCCGAUGUCUUACCUCAGCGACAGCGUCUUCAGAGCACUGUUAGCGAAGUCUGAAGAAGAGUAUGGUUUGAGAUGCGAAGGUGGGUUGCGAAUUGCAUGCUCUCCUAAUGUAUUUGAGCAUUUUUUGUGGUGGCUGGAAGGGGAGACUACCCACUUUUCGGAAGAAAUGGAACACCUUUGUUCAGGUUCCUCCAGGCAGAUUUGACCCAUGGGUAAAUUUGUAGCAACUGCCUUUUUUCCGCUACUUGGACAAUCACAUUGACAUAUUCUUUCUGGGUUGGAAUUCGGGCGGCUCGUAGCUCAUGCUAGAAAACCAUAGCUGCCUUGAAACAAAGUUAGCAUACAAAUUUGAUUUGGUAUGUGCAAGUACAAAGUCCAACCUUAGCAUGGCGAGAUUAUAGAGUGUACAUACAAUCCUAUAAUCAGUUUCUUAGCUUUUCCUCGUUCUUGCAUGAUGAGAUUUUAGUAGUAGCAACGGAGUGGGGGCUUGGCACUAAUCCUAAGUUGGUCCUCAAAGUUUUCUCUUUUCAGAUAUCAACUAAAGUGCCCUCCGUUUGAGAAGGCCAUGGCCGUUACAUUUUGCCCUUCAUCAUCCUCAAUCUCAACACCUGUCUUGAACAUUCUCAUAUGGAAUAUUGCGGCCAGGUUUAGGCCUCCGAUCCGCGAGAUAAUGCCCAGUUCUGAGAGGGAUUCUAGGAGGAUUUUGUGUAAAACCAGCCAGUGAUUCCUUAGCCUACCAGGAUACCGCAGAUGGGAUUGCUGAGCACUCCAUUUCAUGACUCGAGAUUGUAAUUAUCUUUUCGGGUAAAUAAUAAUCCAAAUGUUAAUUGGAA